AUGGCUAUACUUGGAUUUCACAUAGUCGUCUCUUUAGUGGCUCUCACUAUAAUGAGUAAAUUAGGAUCACGGCUGUCAAUUGUAGAACUGUAUAUUGUUAAAGGAUUGUUUCGCUUCAUUGCGCCUUCCAAUGAUGAAAUUCGUGCCCUCAUGCCACCGUCCAAAGAGAAUCCAAGAGUCCGUAGGAAAAAACGGGAGGAAGAAAACAGCGAUGGGUUCAACGUGCCAAAAUCGCUCCCUCUUCGACUCAAAGUGGGAAGAGUGAUUGAGGAAGAACUGCGAAAUCUUCCCCUCUAUUCAUCUGUCCACUGGCUAUCCCUUUUUGUGCCAUUAUGCAUCCUUGUAUUAGCUCGACUUACGUCUUGGCUGGUUGUCAACGAGGAUGAGCGGAGCGUACUUCUAGUGUUUGCCGCAAUUUUCUUCCUUCUAUCCGUUAUCUUUGCCACUCAGGCUGAUUACUUUUUCGAUAUUCGUCUUCUCGCAGGAUAUGAUCGGUUUUGUUCCAACAUCGCCACGUUGAUGACUGAAACAGGUGUGAGUGAAUACAGUCUUACCCACUCGAAGGAUCCAAUACUUCUGUAUGUAUCGAUGUCCGUUCUUUUUUCAUUUAUUGCAGCAAUGUUGGUCUUUCCAAAUUUCCGUUAUGCAAAUAUGUAUACAAAAGCCCAAGCCAAAGCGUCAAGACUUGCCAAGUUAGGUUUGCACAUCACUUUUCUGCUGCCAUUGCUGACUUUGUUAUCAUUCACUAGCCCUGUGAAAAAACAACUUGUGUUUGGAUCUCGGAAACUGUAA
Molecule: messenger RNA, 792 nt
Organism: Haemonchus placei
Lineage: Eukaryota; Metazoa; Nematoda; Chromadorea; Rhabditida; Trichostrongylidae
Source: the annotation of a GenBank genome assembly